AUGUCGAUGUCGAGCAACAACAUAGUAUCCCCACCUGGGACACCAGUGAGACCCCCAAUGAUGACCGUCGAGAACCGCUCAUUUCUCGAUGUCGCUUCUCAUCUUCAUCAUCCAUUGAGGACUCAUGCGUCAAGUGCAUCACUGCGCUCCCGGGAACCAACUCCACAAAGAAAUUCCGGGGAAGCAAACCGGGGUGGAAAUGUUCGAGUCGUGGUCCGAGUUCGCGGCUUUCUCCCUAGAGAAAUCGAGCGUGGAGCAACAAAUCUCAUAGAAAUGGACCCACGAAAUCAGACUACUACUCUUCAUCCUCCUCCAGAAUCCGUUUUAAAAACAAACAGCCGGAAAAUCGUGGAUAAAAAAGAAUUCACAUUUGAUAAUUCUUUCUGGAGUUUUGAUCGCCGUGAUGAUCAUUACGCAGAUCAAGAAGAUGUUUACAAUGCGCUCGGAGAGGAAUUUUUGGAUCACAACUUUGAGGGUUAUCAUACAUGUAUCUUUGCAUAUGGCCAGACAGGCGCUGGGAAGAGUUAUUCAAUGAUGGGUACUCCCGAAUAUCCCGGACUUAUCCCACGCACAUGUCGCGACCUUUUCGAGAGAAUCGAAUCCAACAAUUCACCCAGUGUAAACUAUUCAGUUCGUGUUUCGUACUUUGAAGUCUACAACGAACACGUCUGUGAUCUCUUAGUACCUCGCCGAGAAACACCAUAUUACCUAAAAGUUCGAGAAUCGCCAACUGAAGGCCCUUACAUUAAAGAUCUCACUGAGGUCCCAGUCAGGAAUAUUGGUGAGAUAUUGAAAUGGAUGAAAAUGGGAGACAAUAAUAGAACUAUUGCGUCCACAAAAAUGAACGAUACUAGUAGUAGGAGUCAUGCAGUGUUCACUCUAGUGUUGAAGCAGAUACACCAUGACAUGGAUACAGACGAAACGACUGAAAGAGUCGCAAGAAUUCGACUUGUGGACUUGGCCGGUUCAGAGAGAGCGAACUCCACUGGCGCUACAGGGGUUCGUUUAAGAGAAGGAUCGAAUAUCAACAAAUCUCUUACAACACUCGGAAGGGUAAUAGCGGCAUUAGCAGACGACGUCCCGACGAAGGCUGGCAGAAAAAAGAGAGAAGUGGUUCCAUACCGCGACUCCGUAAGCAGCCGAAUUCCGGUUACGAACGAGCAGAGUAGUACUGAUGGAGACUUCCAGAUCUUGACCUGGCUCCUGAAAGACUCCCUUGGUGGUAACUCCAAAACCGCUAUGAUAGCGUGUAUUUCCCCUUCCGAUUACGAAGAAACCCUCUCUACCCUACGCUAUGCGGAUCAAGCCAAACGUAUCCGCACACGUGCUAUCAUUAACCAGGACCAUGUCUCUGCUGCGGAACGUGAUGCCCAAAUUGCGGAGAUGCAGGAAACUAUCCGCAACCUGCAAAUCUCUGUAUCUCAAGUCGCCCAAACGAAAAAAGAAAACGAUCGGCAGAACGAACAGCUUGAGAUGUACCAAAACGAGGUAGAGAAAAUGCAGAGAAAGAUGGAAGAGGCGAGGCAGGUUGCAGAAUGCAAGAUAAAGGCAUUGCAAACUCAGAACGAGGCAUUGAGGCUACAUCUAAGACUUGCUAUCGAAAGCUUGAAGAAUCCCAUACCGGCUGUACUCCCGCCGUCCCGAAGAACCAGUAUCGGCGAAGGGGGAGAGGAACAACUCGAUGACGAAGAAGAAUACGACGAAAGUGAAGAAGAAUCUGAAGAGGAAGAGGACGAAGAGAGAGACGAGAUGGAAUCGAGGCUUGCAGAUCUUUUACAGGACCUCGGGGUAUUCCGACGAAAGGUAUCCGAUGAUAAAGGUCGGUUUUUGGAAAAGGCGUAUAUCCAGGAAAUACCAGCCGACGCGUGA
Messenger RNA from Morchella sextelata, 1869 nucleotides. RefSeq lists its product as uncharacterized. Gene Ontology annotation, molecular function: ATP binding; microtubule binding; microtubule motor activity. The coding region runs from base 1 to 1869 and encodes 622 amino acids. The record is from RefSeq and is a predicted model, not a curated record. The transcript has 5 exons. Lineage: Eukaryota; Fungi; Ascomycota; Pezizomycetes; Pezizales; Morchellaceae. Gene Ontology annotation, cellular component: kinesin complex; microtubule. Gene Ontology annotation, biological process: cytoskeleton-dependent intracellular transport; microtubule-based movement.